Molecule: messenger RNA, 1785 nt
Organism: Ananas comosus (pineapple)
Lineage: Eukaryota; Viridiplantae; Streptophyta; Magnoliopsida; Poales; Bromeliaceae
Product: probable isoprenylcysteine alpha-carbonyl methylesterase ICMEL2
Exons: 12
Coding region: 130-1413 (427 amino acids)
Source: RefSeq, a predicted model, not a curated record
ACUUCUCCCCCCUCUCUUUCAGCACCCCAACACGAAAACAAAACAAACCGAGCUCUCUCUCUCUCUCUCUCUCUCUCUCUCUCUCUCUCUCUCUCUCCUCCCCACCCCCAUUCCUUUUAGGGCGCGACGAUGAAGGCGGAGGUGGCCGUGGGCGUAGGAGGGGAUGCGGCGGAGGAGGUGGAGGGGAGCGGGGAGGAGGCGGCGUUCCUUCGCGGGAGCCCGUCGGGGAGCCUCCGGCGGAGGGCGGCGGGGGACGGCUGCGCCGACAUGCGCCGCCCCUCCUUCCGCAGCGACGUGGAGCACGCCGCCGCGGAGACGUACCUCGUCACCCGCCUCACCCUCACCCUCCUCCAAUACCUCGGGUUAGGUUCGCGGUGGAUUUCAAAGUUUCUUGCCCUUGGCUUCUAUGCUAUAUUGCUUAUGCCAGGUUUCCUACAAGUUGGGUAUUACUACUUCUUCUCUAGUCAGGUCCGCAGAAGUGUUGUCUAUGGAGAACAACCAAGAAAUCGGUUGGAUCUCUAUCUACCAAAAGAUAGCAAGGGGCCAAGUCCAGUUGUGGCAUUUGUAACUGGUGGGGCUUGGAUUAUUGGUUACAAAGCAUGGGGUGCUCUUCUGGGUAGGAGGUUGGCAGAAAGAGGAAUUAUAGUCGCUUGCAUAGAUUACAGAAAUUUUCCUCAAGGGACUAUAAGUGAUAUGGUGGCAUUUUCUUGCAGAAAUUUUCCUCAAGGGACUAUAAGUGAUAUGGUGAGAGAUGCUUCUCAAGGAAUAUCAUUUGUAUGCAACAAUAUCAGUAGUUAUGGAGGCGACCCUAACCAAAUCUACUUAAUUGGACAAUCAGCAGGAGCACAUAUCGCUGCUUGCUCCCUCUUGGAUCAGGCAAUUAAAGAAGCAGAAGGAGAAGUCAUUAAUUGGAGUGUCUCCCAGAUAAAAACAUACUUCGGGUUAUCUGGCGGAUACAAUAUGUCAAAUUUGGUUGAUCAUUUCCAUGAACGUGGUCUUUAUAGAAGGAUAUUUCUCAGCAUAAUGGAAGGAGAGCAAGCACUGUGGCGUUUCUCUCCAGAAAUUGUGGUAAAGGAGGCAAGUGUAAAAGCAAUAUCUCUACUACCUCCUAUUAUACUCUUUCAUGGGACAGACGACUAUUCUAUACCACCAUCUGCCAGCAAAACUUUUGCUGAUGCUCUUCGAAGUGCUGGUGCUCAAGCUAAAUUGGUUUUGUAUGAAGGCAAAACGCAUACUGAUUUGUUUAUACAGGAUCCUCUUAGAGGUGGUAGAGAUGAGCUAAUUGAGAAUAUUGUUGCUGUUAUUCAUGCUGAUGAUCCAAUUGCUUGUGCCAAUGAUGCUGCAGCACCUAGACCAAGGCGCUUAGUUCCUGAGUGGCAAUUGCAGUUGGCUCGUAAAGUCAGUCCCUUUUGAGGAGAACAUUUUCCUCCUUGCUUAUGCUCUUUUCAGUUUUACCGAUGUCUGACGCAUGUAGCAGCAAAAACUUGGAAAACUGAACAUGUAUUUGGAAAUGGACAGCUCAGGAUAUUUGAUCAAUGAACCAGCUAGUAAAAGACCAAAAGUGUUCACUGGAAGUAGAAACUGCUUGAUCGGAGGUGUUUAGAGGUGUCUAGACACUAACUUCCCUUCCCCACUAUUAUGGGCCAGCAUGUACAGAAACAGUAAGAAAUUUCGGCACAUGUUAUUUGUUGAUUGUAUAUAUUUUCUAUUGCAAUUUCUUUUUAAAUCCUCUUAAACUGGUUUAGAUAACCCGAUAUAAUAUUAUCUACUUUUCUUGUUCAUCAA